AUGGGAAAGUACUUGGCCCAGAACGAAAAAGUUCUAUGUGGCUACAGACCUGCCUUUUCAAACUCAUCAUGGUUACAAAUUCACGAACUAUUCGAAGUGCAGAAAGGCGAGUUUCCAUGGCAAGUGAGUAUCCAGAUCUCUCGGAAACACCUCUGUGGAGGCUCAAUUAUACACCGGUGGUGGGUUCUGACAGCUGCACAUUGCUUCCAAAGAACCCUAUUAGAAAUGAGAGGGGUAAAUGUGACUGUUGUCAUGGGAGCCAGAAAAUCAAGCGAUGUCAAGUUGGAGAGAAAACAAGUACAGAAGAUAAUUAUUCACAAAAACUUUAAACCACCUCACUUUGACAGUGACCUGUCCCUGCUCCUGCUUGCCACACCAAUACAAUUCACUAACUUCAAAAUGCCCAUCUGCCUGCAAGAGAAGGAGUCAGCCUGGGACCGGUGCUGGAUGUUAGAGUGGCCUUCCAGGGACUAUUCCUGA
Messenger RNA from Elephantulus edwardii (Cape elephant shrew), 480 nucleotides. Its product is annotated as serine protease 55-like. The transcript is spliced from 4 exons. Gene Ontology annotation, molecular function: serine-type endopeptidase activity. The record is from RefSeq and is a predicted model, not a curated record. The coding region runs from base 1 to 480 and encodes 159 amino acids. Lineage: Eukaryota; Metazoa; Chordata; Mammalia; Macroscelidea; Macroscelididae. Gene Ontology annotation, biological process: proteolysis.